CGCCCGAUAGGGGCGGGCACGGGGAGGAGCGCGUCGGGCCGGGCCGGGCUGGACCGGGCGGCGCCAGAGGGGCUAGGGGGAGCUCUGCACCUGAUACACCGAGGAGGCAGCGCGGCGAAGGAGGGAGGGAGGGAACGACGCUACCCGCUGCCUGCGAAAGCUUGUGCUCGCCGUUAGUCAGCGCUGGUUUCGCUGCUCUUCUCUCCUCCCGCCCCUUCGGCGCGGAGCUGGGCUUUCGCUCCUGUUUCCCUCGGGGCUGCCGGCAGCGCGUCCUCUUUCUCCUCCUCCUCCGUCUUCCCUACGGGCCCUAUGGCUUCGUCCGGCAGCGGCAUGGAGGAGGUGCGCGUCUCGGUGCUGACCCCGCUGAAGCUCGUUGGGCUAGUGUGCAUCUUCCUGGCGCUGUGCCUGGACCUGGGAGCCGUGCUGAGCCCCGCCUGGGUGACGGCGGAUCACCAAUACUACCUGUCCCUCUGGGAGUCCUGCCGCAAGCCCGGCAACUUGGACAGCUGGCUCUGCGAGUCGACGCUGCACAGCGACUGGCAGAUAGCUACUCUUGCUUUGUUGCUGGGUGGUGCUUCCAUUAUUCUCAUAGCUUUCCUGGUUGGGUUGAUCUCUAUCUGCGUGGGAUCUCGGAGGCGGUUCUACAGACCAGUUGCAGUCAUGCUCUUUGCUGCAGUUGUUCUUCAGGUGUGCAGCUUAGUCCUUUACCCAAUCAAGUUCAUCGAAACAGUCAGCUUGAAAAUAUACCAUGAGUUCAACUGGGGCUAUGGCCUGGCUUGGGGUGCAACUAUAUUUUCAUUUGGGGGUGCCAUUCUUUAUUGCCUGAACCCUAAAAACUAUGAAGACUAUUACUAGAAUCAUUUAAUGAAAAAAAAAUAACAAAAGGAUUACCCCAUAUUUUCUAACUCACAGUUUUUUUAAAACACUUGUGGAGCACCAAACAGUCUGCUCUGUUGAUAAAAUAGCCUUUGCCUUUUGGGUGUGAACAUUGUAACCAGCUUUUACAACCAUUUAAAAGAACUGCAGAUCCUAGGAUUGCCGAUCUUACAUAGGCAGAUGCUGCAAGCUGCUGAUACAUAAGCUUCAUUUUUCUGACAACAAGCAAAAGGAUCUACGUGACAGCGAUCAUUGUGGAAAAACUAGUUGGAACGAGAAUGCAAUGCCAGCAUCUGCUAUUGCCUUCAGGAGAGCAGCUGAUACAAGCUCCAUUUAGAAGGUUCCCUGUAUCAUAGAGGAGUCAGAUGUCUGAUAAGCAGGCAAUGGCAUCUUGUACAAUAGGCUGUGUUGGCCCCUUGUUACAUGCUCAACAAAGCUCUUAAGGAAUUAGUUGCAAGUGACUGUGUUGAGGGCGGUGAAUGUAACUGGUUAAUGACGUGUCUAAUAUCUGCAUUCAGCAGUCUUCUGGGAGCAGAAUAAAAAAAAGAACCCCAAAACAAACAGGCCACCAACCUCACAGGAUUUCAUGAAUUGGUAAUUGAGAUCACUAUGCCAGCUGUAGCAGAUUGUUGAAGGGAGUCCAAACCUGGAGACGUGCUCCUGACUGUGUAGUCAGAAGUUGUCUCAGCUCUGAGUAUUUUGCUGGAAAGGUGGAGAAAGGGGGGGAGUAGAAAAAGACCUCAUCUGUCCCUGAGGCAUCUAAAAUGUAUGAGUGAGUUGUAGUUGUCCUAAGUACCUGUUUAACUUCCAAAUGCUGUCAUGAAAAGAAUGCGUAUGGAACGAGUUCAAUUAUAUUUUUGAAAGAUAUUCAUUAGUAUAAAUAUAUAUAAUACAAAUAUAAAUGCAGAGGGAAAGAGAUGAUUAAAGUUGUAGUAUGAGCUGUGAUGCAAUGGUUAAAAUACUAACUUUGUGCACAUUCUUGAAAGUCUUGGAUUGGUACCCUCAAUUUUGGUUGGUGUUACAAAAUAAACAUACAAUGGUUUGUCUUCUGUAUAUGCCCUUGUAGAGACUCUGUGUUAUGGGAAAUGCUAACACAAAGUUCACAUCAUGUUAAGGUAGAAUUGGACAAAGGAACUACUUGCUAUUCCAUGUGUCAUCUAGUACUUACUAAAAAUUCUUUUCUAAAACUGUUCCAAGGAAAAGAACUGCCAUUUUUU
Messenger RNA from Neopsephotus bourkii (Bourke's parrot), 2093 nucleotides. RefSeq names its product transmembrane protein 47 (gene TMEM47). The transcript is spliced from 3 exons. Gene Ontology annotation, biological process: cell-cell adhesion. NCBI's taxonomy places the organism in Eukaryota, Metazoa, Chordata, Aves, Psittaciformes, Psittacidae. The record is from RefSeq and is a predicted model, not a curated record. Bases 310 to 855 code for a protein of 181 amino acids. Gene Ontology annotation, cellular component: membrane; cell-cell junction.